GAAGAGGAGACUGCCGCAGCUGAAGGAGGCACAGCCAGGGGCUCUGGGCAUGUGGGCCUGGCAGGUACCCUGGUCAUUCACUUGGGUUGUGCUGCAAUUGAGCUGGCAAUCAGGGUGGCUUCUAGAGGUCCCCAACGGGCCCUGGAGGCCCCUUACCUUCUCCCCAGCCUGGCUCAGAGUGUCAGAGGGAGCAACUGCCACCUUCACCUGCAGUUUCUCCAACUGGUCAGAGGAUCUUAGGCUGAACUGGUACCGCCUGAGUCCCAGCAACCAGACUGAAAAACAGGCCGCCUUCUGCAAUGGUUUCAGCCAGCCCGUCCGGGAUGCCCGCUUCCAGAUCAUACAACUGCCCAGUGGGCAUGACUUCCACAUGAACAUCCUUGACACACGGCGCAACGACAGUGGCAUCUACCUCUGUGGGGCCAUCUCCCUGCCCCCCAAGCCACAAAUCAAGGAGAGCCCUGGAGCAGAGCUCGUGGUAACAGAGAGAAUCCUGGAGAACUCAACAAGAUAUCCCAGCCCCUCACCCAAGCCAGAAGGCCAGUUUCAAGGCUUGGUUAUUGGUAUCAUGAGCGUCCUAGUGGGUAUCCCCAUAUUGCUGCUGCUGGCCUGGGCCCUAGCUGCCUUCUGCUCAACAGGUAUGUCAGAGGCCAGAGGAACUGGAAGCAAGGACCACUCACUGAAGGAGGAGCCUUCAGCAGCACCUGUCCCCAGCGUGGCCUACGAGGAGCUGGACUUCCAGGGGCGAGAGAAGACACCAGAGCUCCCCAUCCCCUGUGUGCACACAGAAUAUGCCACCAUUGUCUUCACUGAAGGACUGGGCACCUCCGCCAUAGGACGUAGAGGCUCAGCUGAUGGCCCCCAGGGUCCUCGGCCUCCAAGACAUGAGGAUGGACACUGCUCUUGGCCUCUUUAACCAGAUUCUUCAGCUGUUAGCAUGCUGCAGACCCUCCACAGAGAGCACCAGUCCGUUCCUCCAUCACGAGGAGCAUGCAGGCAAAGGCUCCCAGGGUCUGAGCUAUCUGGAGUGACAGCCCAGCACUUGCACCAAUUCCAGUGCAUGUACUGUUGAGUGAGAGUGCUCUUCAGGCUUACCACAAGCUGGGAGUAGCAAGCUUCCCUGAUUCCUAUUGUCACAAGGUGCAGAACUGGCCUAAGUCUAUGUCUCCUGAGUCCUACUGUUGGACACUUCUAGGGGCUUAAGACAUUGUACCCUAGGGCCUCUGUGGGGUCUGUGCCUGGAAAUGGAGGGACCUGAUUACAGCCUGCUUUGAGUAGCCCUGAGAGGCAACCCCAUAACAAGGGGGUCCAGUUAUACAGUGGGCCCAGCACCUAAAGCCGCCCUUGGGAGAUACUCAGGUGGGGAAAUUCAUAGACUGAGGGGGGGGGGGGUGCUGAACUGAUCCCAAGGCCUGGAAAGGUUUUGAUGAAGACUAGAAACGCUCCUAGUUUCAGGGGUCUGGGAAUCAUGAGCAUUUACCAGGCAAAAGCUCCGUGAGAGUCUCUGCUGUCCCGCAUGCCCAGGUACCUCAGUUCUUUCUACAGCAGGGAAACUAAGGCAAUAAAGGGAACCAGCAGAGCUAGAGAUCCACCCACACUUCCAGUGAGGCACUUGACUCUCCCUACCCCUCCUAGGAACCAAAAGGACAAGGUUCAUGUCAGCAGCAGGGAAAGAAAGGGGGGAUACAACCUUGACUCAUACCAACUCUGGCUAUGGCAGGCAGUGGUUUAGGUGUUAGGAUCUCCUCAUUCACUCUGUCCUGGAGUCCAGUUCUGGCACUCCUUCACACCGUAGGGCUCUGAAAUGAGCAAGUGUUUUAAGGGUUCCCUUGGCACUUCAGACAGUCAAGGUACCAAGAGCCUAAGCCGUCUGGUGGGUACCCUAAAUGACCGGGCUCAAGAGUCUCUUUCCUUUGGUUUAAGCCCAUUAUAAUUAAAUGGUACCAUUAACUUUAA
Grammomys surdaster is the source of this 1956-nucleotide messenger RNA. RefSeq names its product programmed cell death 1 (gene Pdcd1). Gene Ontology annotation, cellular component: membrane; external side of plasma membrane. The transcript has 5 exons. Gene Ontology annotation, biological process: negative regulation of immune response; positive regulation of T cell apoptotic process. The record is from RefSeq and is a predicted model, not a curated record. The coding region runs from base 50 to 916 and encodes 288 amino acids. NCBI's taxonomy places the organism in Eukaryota, Metazoa, Chordata, Mammalia, Rodentia, Muridae.